Molecule: messenger RNA, 5513 nt
Organism: Cyclopterus lumpus (lumpfish)
Lineage: Eukaryota; Metazoa; Chordata; Actinopteri; Perciformes; Cyclopteridae
Gene: lrmp
Product: lymphoid-restricted membrane protein
Exons: 39
Coding region: 173-4675 (1500 amino acids)
Cellular component (GO): endoplasmic reticulum membrane
Source: RefSeq, a predicted model, not a curated record
CAGGCUUUUCUUUGAACUCUUUCUGUCUCGAGCGCUGAGUUUCAAACUACACGCGCGCGUGCUCUCGUGUGCGCGUAUUGGCAACCCUUCGACGCGGAUAUUUGCUCCCACAAGCUUCACGAGACUUCAGCCUCUCCUCGAGCCCUAGCGCUGCAGCCCUGCCGUCAGCAGCAUGGACUAUUGCACGCCCCAGUCCAGUCGACGCCACAACCCUGUGGACAGCAUCUGCCGCAAGCUACAGACCAUUCAGUGGCGUGGUGACCGCAAGCCCAAUUCCCCUUUUCAGAUUCCAAAACUCUCAUCCAACAAUUACGACAGCCCACAGAGUGGCCUCCGGCACAACCUGGAAACCAUCCUGAAGAAAGGGACCCUCCACAGAGACCAGGGGGAGAGUGGGAAGGAGAAAGUGAAGGGGAGAGGGAGAGGGAUGGGUACUGCGGCUUUCCAGAGGCGCAGCCUGGAUCCCUCUGUCCCUCCGCUCACCCCUUCCACCCCAGCAUGUAACCCCUCCACGCCAACUAACAUCACAUACACCAUCACUAGCACUCUCGGCGAGAGGAGAAGUGCUGAUGGGAGUGAUUUAAGACAAGUUGAGACAUGGCAGGGGUAUUGCUCGACGCCGUCCAAAGACACCCCUUACUUUACAUUCACACGAGGAUCACAGUCGGUGCAGCCCGAGAACGAGAGGCCGAGCAGCACGACGCCUCUGAGUCGUACGUUCACCCCAAACCACAGCACCCUCUCCUACAACCUCAACUUCUGCUCAGCGGACAAGGGGAACUCAACAGAGUGUGAGCUGUCCUACCCAGCUCUGGUUGUGAAAAGACUGUCUAUGGGAGAUGGAGGAUCCUCAAUGGCUUCUGAAAACAGGAAGGAAAAUAUGGCAGAAAUCAGCCUAAUCUGUGAGGAGAAUCUCCUCGAUACCAUCUUCCAUGCCUGCGACACCCAGCGCCGAGGUAAAGUGUACGUGUCUCACAUCGUGGACUACCUGCGGCACACCACCAGUCGCAGCUCAGAAGACAGCGGACUCGAGGACCUUUGCAACAUGCUCGAUCCAGAACGCAAAGAUGUCUCCAUUGACCUGGAUACGUACCACGCCGUCAUGAAGGAGUGGAUUGAUGACUGCCGCAACAACGGGGAAGAGACAACAGAUGACAUUGUUCAGGACUCAGUCAAACUCAGGGACAACCUGUCUGCCACAAGGUCCAUGCUGCUCAAUAUGACCUCAGGAAGCUUGGAGGCAUUUGGCGGGGAGGCAUCCAGAGCAGAAUUUGAGACAUCAGAGCUGGUGUAUUGUGUUGCUGACCUUCAGAUGAGCAACCAAAAGCUCCUGGAGGAGGUUAGGAAGCUGAAGCAGGCGGUGGAAGGCAUGGAGGAAGGCAACCAGAAGCUGGCAGAGGAGAAUGAGGAUCUACGCAAUCAGGCCAGGGUUAACCUACAGCUGGCCCAGAAGGAGAAGAUGCUGAAGGAGGAGGUGGAGGAGAUGAAGGCCACUCUGAACUGUACGGAGGAAGGCAGAGCUCGUGCCUCAGCACACUGCAAACAUGUGGAGAGGGAGAACCAGAGUCUUAUUGCCAAGAUUGCUUCUCUUCAGGAAGAGAACUUCAAGGUCACCAUGGAGAUAGACGAGCUCCAGGGGAGGAUAGCUGAGCUGUGUGACAUUAACACUGACCUUCAGGUGCAAAUUCACUCUCUUGAUGCCGUCGUUGGUGAAAAGGAAGCUGGGAUACAAGAGAAGAGAAGACAAAUAAAUGAGCUGAAGUCAACAGUGGAGGAAUACUCCUCCAUCACAGAGCUUCUGAGGGCAGACAAGAGCAAGCUGGAGAACCAGAUGCAGAUGAUGCACCCAUUCCUGUCUGGGGCUGGCCUGUCCGUGGCCUAUAGGUUGAACCAGAGCAGCUCAGGGUCCCUACAGACAGAAUUGGCUUUGGCACAGUCACCACUGGAGGCUUCCCAUGUAGUUGACCAUUUGUCCAAUACUGUCAGCUGCAUCUCCCUGUUGGAUGAGACGCUGGACAGGGAAGUGUUGCUGAUGCUGCAGGGACCCAACCCUGACCACAUGGCUCUGGAGUUCAAGAACCUCAUAAAUACACUGAAAAAGGAUUUCACAGAAGAAACCAACUCCGCCUUGUCUACAGCCUGUGCACAGCCAUCAGGCAACACAGACGCCAGUCUCCAGACGGUGCAGGCCGAGCUGGACGCGAGAAGGGCCGACUGGGCCCUCAGCCUAGACCAGCUGGCCCAGUACACAGACUCACUGGAGAAGGAGCUGAUCAAAAUGGCCAGUAACAUGAGGAGGUCCCGCACCGAGAUCCUGCACCUUUCAGUCAGGGUGCAGGAGCAGGAGAACCAGAAGCGGCAGCUGUGCGAGGAGCUGGAGCAGCUGAAGACUCCUCAGGACAGCAGAGAGGCCUCAUGCCAGACACCUGUACCAGAAGAAGAGCCUGGAGAUGACUUGGACUGGGAUGAGGAAUUUGCCCUUCAAGACUUCCUGAAGAAAGAGUUAGCAGAGAGGAAUUGUAAAGAACAGGUCGAGCGAACGGACCGAGGUGAAGACGAGGAUGUGGAGGAGAAGUGGACGGUGGUGGACACAACUGGAGAGGGAGGAGUGAGGGACACGUCCACUCCUCUGUCUGCCCUCUCUGGGGAGGCCCAGCCUGGCCAUGGUGCAACAGGAGGGGGUCAAGACUCUUCAGCCUGCACAGAGUCAGAGCCAGAGGUGAACUGUCAAUCUUUGCAGGAGGCAGCAGUGCCAUUGAGCACCCACUCACAAGCUGUCAGAAUUAGACACCCAGAGGCGGAUGCUCUCCCUGAUUUGCUCCACUCUGAGAACAACGCUCUAGGGACUGCAGAGUCUCCCUCCUGUGGUCAAACCCAAAAUCUGAGCAAGUCAUCUGAACAGGACCAAACGGUCACACUUAGUAACACCCCUCCCACAGCAUCCCAGAUGGUUCCUCCCAGCAGCACAUCACCUGGACGAGAUGAGACUAUUACCCAGACUGAGAGCACCCAACCGGCCAGUGAGCAGCACCACAGCAGAGAAGAGAAAGAGGGCACGGUGGACUCGAGCACAGCAGUCAUGAGUCGUACUAAGAGCCUGAGCCGGGACCAGUCAACAGACCGAUCAGCAGCGGAGGACGGCACGUGUCUGCUACCUGCGCUACCUGUGUUGUUGGAAGAGGAGGAGAGUACAGCCGAGGUGCCAACAGUAGCCGCCAGCAUGGAAGGGACAGACCGGCUCUCCAGCAGCGGAGCGACCACCUUCUCUGACAGCAGCCCGACUCGGUCAGGAACGCCUGUCGCACAUGGCUUGGGCAGCGCGACCUCUGACCCCAACCAAUCGGAGGAUAGUGCAGCCAAAAAGGACUCCCUCCCCAUAUCUGGCAAAAAUAAGAGGGAACUGGAGCUGUCACGCAGCAUCGAGGAGCCCAAGGCCCAGGAGGACCAAAGUGAGACCAGCAUGGCCACUGAGAAGGAAUCCAAGACGUCAAUGAUCUCAGACACUGAUGGCAUCUCCAAAGAGGACCGGAAGAGCCUGUUACCUAAUGACAAGGAGAUCGAGGCGGAGUUCCAGCGUCUGGCGUUGGGCUUCAAGUGCGACAUGUUCACCUUGGAGAAGAGACUCCGACUGGAGGAGAGGUCACGUGACUUGGCUGAGGAAAAUGUCCGCAGGGAGGUGUCCAGUUGUCAGGGCUUACUGCAGGCUCUGACUCCUCUGUGUGAGGACGACAACCAGUCAAUGGAGAUCAUCCAGAGGCUCCAGAAGAACCUGGACAUCCUCAUCCAGUCCAUGGCCAGGGUGUCCAGUCGCUCUGAGAUGCUCGGAGCUAUUCAUCAGGAGAGUCGUAUUGGUAAGGCUGUGGAGGUGAUGAUCCAGCAUGUGGAGAACCUGAGGAGGAUGUACACUAAGGAGCACGCCGAGCUGCUGGAGCUGAGAGAGGCGCUCAUGCAGAACGAGCGGUCGUUUGGAUCACAAACGGAAAGAGAUGACUUCCGUGGCAAGAAGCAGACGACACAGUACUACAAGCAGUCGUCCACCCGACGGGUCAGCAUAGCGGCAAUCCCCCGCUCUGGUGGAGCCAACAUGCACUUCGAUGUGUCCAAAGCACAAGAUGGCUCGGAAGCAGAAACGGAGAGACUGACCAGGCGAUCCCCAUGGAAUGUGCCGGGGAAGAGCGCCGCACGCCCCCCACUAAAGCGUUUUGUUAGCUCUGCAGCCUGGGUUGACACUGAAGAGCCCUCUCUCAUGAUGAAGGGGACGGCCUACAACACCGGCUGCCAGUCGGAGGACGAGCCGAAGGACGAGCCGGUAGCAGAGAAGAGGAGGUCCAGUCUCAGUGAGCUGGGCAGCAAACUCACCGCCCUCAUAUUGCCCCUCAAGACUCCGAGCCCCUCCUCCAACCCCACGCCCACAGACCCCGGAUUGGCCCCGUCUCUGUCCCACAGCCUGACCUCUUCCCGGGCAGCUGCAGCAGUAGCUAGAGGUGGCCGAGGUCUCUGGCUUUGGUUGGCGAUGGUGGUGGUGCUAGCAGGUCUCCUGGCUCUGCUGGCCAGCCUGGUGAUGCAGCCAGCGGUCGAUGCAGCCCCUGUGGGGACUGGCGACUCCUGGAUGACCAUCCAGCAGCUGCUGUGGCCCUACACGGGGCUCCGGCAUAACGGACAGCCCCCCGUCUAACCCCCCCCCCCCCCCCCCCCCCCCCCCCCCCCCCCCCCCAGACCCGGGGUGCAUGGUGUUACCGCCCAUUGGACCUCUGCAGAAGUGAUCCGUGCACUGGGGUAGUGAUGAAAGUACAGUGUACAACUUCUGAGUGGAGCCUGUUGGGAUCUUUACUGGUGCCUGAAGAUUCCUUAAACAAGGUUUGCAUUGACGGCAGCACAGGUCAAGCCUCAGGGGCUCGUUAGCCCUUUGGAGGAUGUUGUGCAUCACGUUUGCUAAAUUAGUCUUUGUGUGUGCGUUUGUCUGCGUUUUGAGAGAUGCCGUUGCGCGUGGUGGAAACCAAUGUCCUUUUACAAACUGCUCAACUUCCUCAACACAUUAUGACGCAGCCUUGAUCAUCAGAGCCGGUACAACGUUGACCAAUCAUGUCAUAAGAUCAUCAGAAUGAAGGCUCUAAUGGACGAUGGCUCCAAUUGUGCCACAUGGCUUUUUAGAUACAUUUCAUGCACUUGAGGAAACGGGAGGGGACUGCCAGCCUUUUUAAUGUAGUUUUGCCGAGAAUAUUUUAUAACUUUUAAGUCUGUGAACACUGGUAAUAAAACUUUCAUUCUAAGUGUUUUAAAAAUGUAGAAAUCUAUAUUUAUGAGUUUGUUAGAUUUGAGUGGGGGUUUAUGAAUAUCUUUUUAUUUAUUAAGUUAUACUUCUACAUUGUCACAGUCUUGACACCAAAGGUUAUUUUUUCUUUUCUUUUUUCACUUUAAGUUCUUGCUGUGGUUGUCACGUCAUACUCUUUUGUAUGUUCCAAAGAAGAUGUGUGGAACUUUGCACAAAUAAAGUAGCCUAUCCUACAAUAGAA